GAAUAUGAUGGGUGUUGUAUUGAGCCUUCGGGCGAUUUAUACAGAGUACAAGGCUUGAAGGACAAUAAGUCUCUCCUAGAGAUAAGGCAGGAGAUGAUUACAAAUCAUACUCUAACAAGCAGUAAGGGCCAAAGGAGAGCAUCUCUGUCUGAUUCCAGCUGAGAAGGACUGAGCCGUGCGUGAGAGUAUUCUUGCAGGUGUGUGGACGUAACUGUGAGCGUGGUUUCUUUCUUUAAAACACCUGCAAGCAAAGCAAGUUGAGCGUCCAUUUGAGCGUCCAGCGUUCCAACCUCCAACUCAACUCACAGGCUUCACGGCUGACACACCUCAGAGCCCGGCCGGCGGCGGCAAAACCAUGCAAGAGAGGCUGCCGUUCCGUGUGAUUCGGCCGAGCAAAGGUGCCCUAGCCACUCUCUCUUGGGCAAAGGUGACAUGGCCAUUAGUCAAGCGGCAAGGCUCGCCACCAUGCUUAUGCUACUGCCGUUGCUGCUCAUUUCUUGCGGAGUCGGGAGCAUCCUCUGCUCAUCAAUGACAACAGUCCAUGAUAACAGCACGGACAUGAUCUCACUGCUAGAUUUCAAGCGGGCCAUCACCAACGACUCAAGACAAGCCUUGACAUCUUGGCACACCAGCUUCCCUCUUUGCAGUUGGGAGGGCGUCCACUGCAGCUCGGGGCGAGUCACUAAGCUCUACCUCAGACAACGAGGGUUGUUUGGCCGGAUAUCCUCCUCCCUUGGCAACCUAACGUUCCUUAGGACACUGGACCUGUCCAAAAAUGGCUUCACCGGUGAGUUACCUCCUCUCAACCGUCUCCACAGACUGGAAUACCUUGACUUGGGAAAGAACUCACUGCGAGGGACCAUUCCAGAUACUCUCACAAACUGCUCCAAGCUAAGGAGCCUAGACCUAUCUGCCAACUUACUAAUGGGUGAAAUUCCCCUAGGUAUAGGUCGCCUAUCCAAUCUAAGGAAAGUAUGGCUUUCCUCAAAUAAUCUCACCGGAACAAUCCCACCAAGCCUAAGAAACAAUAGUCAGCUUGAAGACAUCGUGCUUACUGAUAAUAGGUUCAUGGGAACCAUUCCUGAUGAGAUGGGAAGUUUCCCAUCUCUUGUUUAUUUAGGCCUUGCUGGAAAUAUGCUAUCAGGUGGAAUACCAGAAACCCUGUACAAAUACAAUCAGUCUUCUCUCCAAUAUUUAUACUUAUAUUCCAAUAUGCUUGGAAAAACACUGCCAUCGAACUUUGGUGACACCUUCCCAGAUCUUAAACAUCUCUGUUUGGACAAUAACAAUUUUGAAGGUCAUCUCCCUGCUUCACUAGGCAAUAUUUCAGGGCUAAGACUGUUAAACUUUUCUUCCAACAAUUUCAUUGGUCAAGUUCCAGGUUCUUUUGGUAAUCUUGAACAGUUAGAAUACCUAAUCCUUCAGCGAAACAAUUUUUGGGGCUUCAUCCCAAUAGAGCUUGGCGGCUUAAAGCAGCUCACCCAUCUGGAUCUGUCUGAUAAUAACCUGCAAGGUGGUGUGCCAUGACACGGAGUAUAUUUGUUGAAAAUAACAGUUCCGUCUCACUUGAAGGCAACAUGGACUUUUUUUUGGAGGAACACUGGAUCUGCCCGCAUGUCCGGCCAUCUCUCGGAGAGAAGAAACACAGUAUGUUCUACCUGAUUAUUGUACUACGUCAUUACAAUACUUAGUUGCAUGUCACUCGUAUUCUUUGGCCUAUUUUAUGCUCACCAAGAAGACGUCAAGAGCAGACCUAUCAUUGUACUACCUGAUUAUUGUAAUUCACGGGGUUGGGACCUUCCGAACAUUCACUUUGGCAAUAAACGAUCCACUGAGAUCGUGGCUCUCAGUGCUCAAUCAGCAAAACAGAUUAAAAGGGGAGUGUCACAUAAACAAUGCUGGCCGAUUACCAACCACUCCAUUGUAUUGUUUACAAGCUAAGCUAGGCACGUCUUGAUCUUUUCAUGCUAACUUUUUCCGAUACUAAACUUAUGGCAAUUCUUAUUAUUUUGCGGGAAACUUCUGAUCUAUCCAUCUCCAAUCAUGGUAAUACAACGAACACAAGAAAUAAUAAAACUACAUCCAGAUUCGUAGACCACCUAGCAACAACUAUAAGCACUGAAGCGAGCCGAAGACGCUUUGACUUUAUUUUUGAAAAGGAGGGUCAUCCCCGGCCUCUACAUCAGACUGAUUCAUGCAGCCAUAAUAUAUUAAGCAAAAGUACCAAAAUGUCCGCGGUUCAAUACAAGCUCACAUGGAGCUAAAAAGGAAGAAGAGCAAAUAAAAGUUGACAACAACCGGUGAAAAUAGGUUGAGAUGACUAAACACCUUGCUUAUUAUUGGAUUGACAUCCAAACCGGUUGUAAGUACCCUUUGCUACUAUCUUUCACCGGGUACACCCAAUAGCCAAAUGCUCCCUGGCUUCCGCAAGAGUGAGUAAUGACCACAUAUGGAACCAUGCAGUGGCCCUGUAGAUAACCUGCAAAAUAUUUAUAUGAGUUUGACUUUAAAAAUUAUUUCAUUUCUGCAGUUCCAUAUAGCCCAAAGUAAUGCGCAUACUCCUAUCCGGAUAUGUCCCGCAUAGUUUGGUUCCACUCCAUUUAGCCACCUCUCAAAUAGAGAUCUUUUACAGUACCCCGAAAUAAAUAUAGACCGUACAUUUCUCUUGAUCCAGUGGACAGUAUUGCUUGGUACUCCAUCACUCAUCCAACGGAGUACUAAGUUAAAAAGUACUGGAGUACCUUGAUUUAAGGGGCAAAACCGUAAUCAUAUAUAACAUUCUAAUAUUAUUUCAUAUUCGUGGUUCCCCUCAUAACCUCCCAUGUAUUCUGGCGUCUUUUUUUUCAAUUACAAGCAAAACGUAGUAUAUUGAUAUGCACGCAGCGUCUGGAGAUGCCGGGAUGAGCCCAUGCCGGCGGGCUAUGCACGUCCUUCGUAGGUGAGUAACGGGAAAGCAUCCGCGUCUGGGACGAGCCGGAACAAGAUCUAUGCCGUGAAGCUGAUCGAGGACUCGUUUCCGCAACCAUGGCGCAGUACAGGGGUUGGCCGGUGGCGGCUCGACGGGCGGCGCAGCAGGGCGGCUUGCGGUAGCGAAGGAUCAGGUUUGAGGUGGCGCGGCCACUCCAUUGCUAGGCACCGAGCGAUCGGGAUUUCCGGCCGAACGAACGGGAGCUUUUUCUGGCACUCAAUCUGGAGUUUUUGUUUUUCUUUUGGGAGCUGUAUUUGGCAUCCAUGCGAGAUCACAGGGAGAAUAUCGGAAGUACCCGUGGGAAAAUAACUAAGUUACCCUUCACAACGAACGGCAAGAUCUGUUCGGUACUCCAGCACAUGUUUUGGGAGUACCAAGAUACCGUAAAAUAGCUCCUCAAAUAAUGUGUUAAUACUAUUUGGAGAGCUGA
This is a messenger RNA of Triticum aestivum (bread wheat), 3398 nucleotides long. RefSeq names its product receptor kinase-like protein Xa21. Gene Ontology annotation, molecular function: protein binding. The record is from RefSeq and is a predicted model, not a curated record. The transcript has 2 exons. Lineage: Eukaryota; Viridiplantae; Streptophyta; Magnoliopsida; Poales; Poaceae. The coding region runs from base 433 to 1527 and encodes 364 amino acids.